AUGGCGACGGCUGCGUCCGAUGCUCAGGGUGAAGACUACUGGGGGGUUAUAAGUGCACCAAGUAGCCCCGCAGACCAAGUUCACGGUGACACCGAGCGUGUGGUGUGUCUCGACGUCGCUGGUCUGACCUGCAAUGGGUGUGUCCGAAAAGUUCAAGAUGCGUUGAAUGCAGCGGACGGAGUCGCAAACGCUACAGUGAAUUUUGAGACUAAGAGAGCUACCGUUUGCUUGAAGACGGACAGCCAUAUCACUGAAGCCAACGUAGUUGAUGUGGUGCAGUCCGUCGGGCAGAAGUACAAGGCUUCUGUGUAUCACCCCCCACCGACCGAUGACUUACUGAGUUGUAAGCAAUCUGAAAAACUCGAGACUCUGACGAACGACGUUAGCAUCCCAGUUGCUGACGCUGGUGACGAUUCUGUCAGCGCGACACUGUUGAUCGGUGGUAUGACGUGCAACUCGUGCGCAGCUUCAGUUGAAAGUUCCCUGACGCAGACGGAAGGCGUCAUAUCUGCUGUGGUUACUUUCGCGACAGAGAAAGCUGUCGUGCGGUAUGACAAGAGCGUAGUUGAAAUGCCCGCACUUAUCGAAGUGGUGGAAAGCGUCGGAUAUGAAGCUGCGUUCAUGGCAGGAGAUAAACGUACGUCUUCCAACGCGACGUUACUGAUCAGUGGAAUGACGUGUAAUUCAUGUGCCAACUCGGUUGAGAACGUGUUGAAAAACACGAAGGGUGUGUUGUCUGCCACUGUGAAUUUUGCAACUGAGAAGGCUGUGGUCCACUUUGACAAGGAGGUGGUUGGUAUUCGAUCACUACUUGAAGUCGUGGAAGAUAUCGGCUAUGAGGCAUCGUAUGUGACCGGGGCUAAGGCUCAAAAAGCUCUCGACGACCAGCGUAUCAAGGAAAUUAAACGCUAUCAAGUGGAUUUCACGAUCGCGCUGCUUUUCACGCUUCCUAUCCUGCUACUUAUGUUGGUUUUCGAGAACAUUACUCGUUUGAAACAUGGUCUAAUGGCAGAGAUCCUACCUGAUCUUUCGUGGGAGACUUUGGUUGUGGCGAUUCUAGCGACUCCCGUGCAGUUCUACUCAGCUCGUCGCUUUCAUUUUGAUGCUUGGAAAGGUGUUAAGAGCCGAGUGCUGGGCAUGGCAUUCCUAGUUUCUAUGGGGACGAACGUGGCGUAUAUCUACGGCUGGUUCACUGUUAUUCGCGCUAUCGUGCUGGAUGAUGUGGAUAUAGCGAACAUGGACAUGUUCAUGACAUCUUCUGUGUUGAUCUUGUUUGUGGUUCUUGGAAAACUAUUGGAAGCUAUUGCAAAGGGGAAAACUUCAGCGGCGUUGACUAAAUUGAUGGAGCUCCAAGUUAAAUCAGCCACGUUGUUGGUCUUCAACGCAGACGGAACUAAUGUUCAGGAAGAGAAAAUAGUCCCGAUUGAGUUGGUACAACGCGGAGAUGUCUUGAGAGUUGUUCGCGGCUCUUCUGUGCCUACCGACGGGGUGAUUGUGUACGGUCAAGGACGAGUUGAUGAGUCUAUGCUGACUGGAGAAUCAAAGAUGAUCAAGAAAGCUAUAGGUGACCGCGUGUUGGGAGCUACGUUGAACGUCGAUGGUCUAUUUCAUAUGAGAGUUACGGGUAUUGACAGCGACACAGCUCUGAACCAGAUCAUUCGUCUCGUGGAGGACGCACAGACGUCUAAAGCGCCAAUCCAAGCUUUUGCCGACUAUAUUUCCUCCAUCUUUGUCCCGAUGGUCGUUGUUCUUGCACUCUUGACUUUCAUAAUCUGGUACGUUCUAAGUCUUCUAGACGCAGUUCCAGAGAAUUGGAUCCCAGAUUCGGAUGGCAAGUUUGUGUUUGCACUGGACUUUGGAAUCGCGACGCUGGUUGUCGCUUGUCCUUGUGCUCUUGGGUUGGCGACACCUACAGCUGUGAUGGUUGGAACGGGCGUUGGAGCACAGCAUGGGGUCUUGAUCAAGGGAGGUGAAGCUCUUGAAGCUGCUCAUAAUGUCAACGCGAUUAUUUUCGACAAGACUGGGACUCUGACGGUGGGGAAGCCUGUGGUGACAGAUGAGUACGUGGUCAGCCAAAAACGAGGAGCUGAGGAGCUGAUUCUACUUGCCGGCUCAGCUGAACUUGGUAGUGAACAUCCGUUAGGCAAGGCUAUAAUUGACUACGCUAAGAAGAUUUCGUCGUCUCUUGAACAACCAACGGAGUUCAAGGGUGUUUCUGGAAGAGGAAUGUCGUGUACUGUAAGCGAGCAGAGAGUUCUCAUCGGUAACAUGGCGUGGAUGGUAGAUAACAACGUAAAGGGAUUGGAUAACGUCGUGUUGGAGCAAGUUACGAAUCGUUUCCAGAAUUCCGGUAAAACGUCGAUCUACAUGACCGUCAACGACGAGCUUAAUGCUGUUUUUGCCGUAGCGGAUGCCCCUCGAGAGGAGGCACGUUGUACGCUGAAGAAACUUAGUCAAAUGGGACUGGAUAUUUGGAUGGUUACUGGUGACAAUGAGCAAACUGCCAAUACUAUCGCUGAGCAGGUCGGAAUUAAUCAGGACAACGUCAUGGCGGAUGUACUUCCGUCCGAGAAAUCGUCGAAAGUCAAGGAGUUGCAAGACUCUGGCCGUAUUGUCGCUAUGGUCGGUGACGGGAUCAAUGACUCGCCUGCUCUCGCUCAAGCAGAUGUUGGAAUCGCUAUUGGAGGUGGCACGGAAAUUGCAGUCGAGACCGCUGACAUGGUGCUCAUGAAGUCGAAUCUAGUGGAUGUGGUCACUGCGUUGCAUUUGUCUCGCACUAUUUUCAACCGUAUUCGACUGAAUUACGUGUGGGCAUUCGGCUACAAUUGCCUGCUGAUUCCACUCGCUGCUGGUGUUCUGUACCCCGUGAAUUUUAGCAUCCCGCCAAUGUUUGCAAGUGCUGCGAUGGCGUUAUCAUCUGUGUCGGUGGUGCUUUCGUCACUGGCACUGAAGUUCUACAUCCCGCCGGAAAUUAUCCGAGAUAACAAGGCCGAGUUACUGUUCUCCAAGGAUGAAACGCUACGUGCACCCCUACUUUCGAACAGUCUGCAGGAACCAUGA
Molecule: messenger RNA, 3060 nt
Organism: Phytophthora nicotianae INRA-310
Lineage: Eukaryota; Oomycota; Peronosporomycetes; Peronosporales; Peronosporaceae
Exons: 1
Coding region: 1-3060 (1019 amino acids)
Biological process (GO): monoatomic cation transport; copper ion homeostasis
Cellular component (GO): membrane
Molecular function (GO): P-type divalent copper transporter activity; ATP binding; ATP hydrolysis activity
Source: RefSeq, a predicted model, not a curated record